Molecule: messenger RNA, 2049 nt
Organism: Lachancea fermentati
Lineage: Eukaryota; Fungi; Ascomycota; Saccharomycetes; Saccharomycetales; Saccharomycetaceae
Source: the annotation of a GenBank genome assembly
AUGGAUGAGAAUCAGAGACAAAUAACUGCAGAUGAUAUCUUGAAGGAUAUCAAUAAGCGUCAGAAGCUUAAAAAGACAGCGAAGGUCGAUAUUCUCGAUUUAGAAGAGUUGAAGGAGUAUCAACGCCGAAAGCGAACAGAAUAUGAAAGCGUAUUGAAAGUGAAGAGACUGGACAUCGGCCAGUGGAUGAGGUAUGCCCAAUUCGAAAUUGAACAACACGACAUAAGAAGAGCACGUUCUAUUUUCGAGAGAGCUCUACAGAUCAACAGUUCCUAUGUGCCUCUAUGGAUAAGAUACAUAGAUUCAGAAGUCAAAUCCAAAAACAUUAAUCAUGCUCGUAACAUUUUAAAUCGAGCUACCACCGUGUUACCUCGCAUAGAGAAGUUUUGGUUUAAGUAUGUCAUGAUCGAAGAGUCCCUUAACAACAUUCCCAUCGUGAGAUCUUUGUUUGUCCGAUGGUGUUCUUUAGAGCCUAGCAUCAACGCUUGGGACGCCUUUGUCGCAUUUGAAAUAAGACAUAAGGAGUAUGAGAAUGUGAGGAAGAUUUACAGCAGGUAUGUAAUGGUUCAUCCUACGCUUGAUACAUGGCAAAAAUGGAUCGAUUUUGAGACCAAGCACGGCGAUACGCAGACGAUUCGUUACGUAUAUUCUCUUGCUCUUGAUACUGUUUCUACAUUUGACGCUACUCCAGAAGAAGAUAUUGUGGAAUUAAUUCGCAGCUUUGCCUUAUGGGAAGCAAAUAAACAUGAGCUGGAGAGAGCAAGUGCAUUAUUCAAAAUAGCAUCCAGCAGGUGGCCACAUUGCACUGAGCUGGAGAACUCAAGGGUCGAAUUCGAGAAAAUGUUUGGACACAGUACGAGCGUUGAAGAAUCAAUUCUGGCUAAACGCAGAAGGGGAUACGAAAAGCAAUUAAAAGAAAAUCCACGCGAUUACGAUACCUGGUGGUUGUAUCUUGACCUUAUCCAACAGUAUUUUCCUCUGGAUCUGAUAGAUGCUUUUGAAAAGUCUGUAAGUGGUAAUGAACCUAUAGAAGAGAUAAAAAGUUUGCAAUGGAAGAGGUACAUUUAUCUUUGGAUAAGAUAUCUAUUACACUUAGAAUUGCAUGAAGAUGAUGUUGAUGGCACCCGGAAUCUAUAUUUAAAACUCAUCAAUGGUGUGAUACCACAUAAGAAAUUUUCAUUCUCCAAGAUAUGGCUCAUGUACUGUCAGUUUGAACUAAGACAAGAGAAUCUAAACGCCGCCAGAAAGAUUUUAGGACAGUCAUUAGGUAUUUGUCCGAAAAGCAAGACCUACAAGAAAUACAUCGAACUCGAAAUUGAGCUGAAGGAAUUUGAUCGCGUUCGGAAACUUUAUGAGCACUAUUUGAAUUUUCAACCUGAGAAUGUCAAUAUUUGGAUUUCAUACGCCGAGUUGGAAGAAAAUCUGGGAGAUGAAGAGAGAUCUCGUGGCAUUUACGAGAUAGCGUUAAGUGAUGAGGUUGGACUCUCAAACACAGAUAAAUUUUCGUUGUUCAAUAGAUACAUCACUUUUGAGGUUGAUGCUGAAGAAUAUGCGAAAGCUAGAAUGCUCUAUCAACGAUUUUUGCUAUCUAGCAACUAUGCCGCUGCAGUUUGGAUCAAUUGGGCGAUUUUCGAAAGUUCGGUGCCAACGGAAUCACAUCUCAUCCAGAAAAAUAAUAGAGAAUUGGAAAGUGACGAAGAAGAAGAGCUGGAGUUUGAGAUCACAGAUGACAAUCGUAAGAACUCCAGGGGGGUAUUCGAGAAUGCCUUAACUUAUUUCAAAGGCAAUAAAGAUAAAGAAAGUCGAAAAUCGGUACUUAAGGCAUACGAGAAUUAUGAGAGUAUACAUGGCUCUGCAGAAAGCCUGCAGAGAAUAAAAGCUCGUCUUCCUGAAGUGGUCAAGAGGAAAAAAAUCGAAGGAAACGUGGAAAAAGAAUAUCUUGAUUACAUAUUUCCGGACGAUAAACCUGUUACAAAUACAUCUAAUUCUAAAAUUCUUGCCCUCGCCAAGAAAUGGAAGGAGGAUAGAACGGGUAUAAAUGCCAAUUAA